CAGCAGUCACAGCAGCCACCGAUCGCGGUGUAAAAACGUAAAACGCCUUUACGUUACAUACCCUUACAUAUGCAACACAAACUGUAACCUGGCUUUUUAUUUAAAAACGAUUCUGGGAAGAGUGGAAAGGGACUGCCAGUGUGCUAAUAAGCUGGGUAUACCUACACAUCCGCCGUAUCUUGGUGCAAGUAGCCUGCUGGUUAAUGUUACAUUUAUGUCUGGCUAGAUAAAUAGUAUUUUCGAAGACGGUGUUUUACAGCCUGGAGUCGCACUGUGAUUGUCAGCUGCUUGUCUGGCUGCCUGUUUAUGGCUGUUCACAACGCCGGGUAACGUUGUUCACAUUACAGUAACUCUUCAAUAAGUCUUUUGUGUGUUUCUGAAAGCGGCGCCUCAAUGUCUUAUCGGGGUGACAAUAGUGGAUUUUUCCACUGAGAGGAACAUAUGACAAGCUAUAAUAGUUAGAGGUAAUGAAAUAUUAAAAGAGUCGUAAGAUUGUAAUUACUUUCUCAAAGAAGUAUAAGAAUAAAUAGGAUGUUACAAAGCUUCCUUGUAGAUACUGUUCAGGUUUUGUCGUCAUUGCAUUGUUAAGGUGGUGUAUCAUUAUUUGCGCAUUAGUCCGUUGGAUCGACCAGUAUUAAACGGACCGGCACGUUUGUUAGCAGGCUAAGCUACUUCGGUUCUACCUUAAAUUAAUGUCGGCAGUCAUUUCGUUUGCACUGACGUCAACAGUAGACUAAAGCCGUGCUUAGUAUUUUAAUGCAUUGCACGAUUUAUGUUGACAGACCUAUUGAAAACAGCAGAGACGGAUAUUAUUGAGAGGUUAUGGUUGUGUAAUUACCUGCAUAAAAAUAAACAUAAAGCGAGACUCCGCGGAGAAAUGAAUUCAACGUAAAUUUUUUCAAGCAGUCCCCUGAAUUGUUUUGUUGCUGGUUUUAGUGGUGAAUAACAGCAAAAGAAAGAUACCUAGGCAUUCUUAUCCAAAAAAGAGGGUUCAAGCAACGCAUGGAUUCAUCUGACGUAUGUAUUUGAGAGUGACACCAGAUCAGGACCAGGCCCAGGCUCAGGACCACUGCCCCAAGAUGGAAGGAGGCAUGCAGCUAUUGAACCGCGAUGGCCACAGCAUCUCCCACAAUUCCAAGCGCCACUACCAUGAUUCAUUUGUGUCCAUGAGCAGGAUGCGCCAGCGUGGCUUGCUGUGCGAUAUUGUGCUGCACGUGGCCAAUAAGGAGAUCAAGGCUCACAAAGUGGUGCUAGCGUCCUGCAGCCCUUAUUUCCAUGCUAUGUUCACAAACGAGAUGUCCGAGAGCCGCCAGACCCAUGUGACCCUGCACGACAUCGAUCCCCAAGCCUUGGAGCAGCUUGUGCAGUAUGCCUAUACGGCGGAGAUCGUGGUGGGGGAGGGCAAUGUGCAGACAUUGCUGCCCGCUGCCAGCCUCUUGCAGCUGAACGGCGUGCGUGAUGCCUGCUGCAAGUUCCUGCUCAGCCAACUGGACCCCUCCAACUGCCUGGGCAUCCGCGGCUUCGCCGACACGCACUCCUGCAGUGACCUGCUCAAGUCGGCCCACAAGUAUGUGCUUCAGCACUUUGUGGAGGUGUCCAAGACCGAAGAGUUCAUGUUGCUUCCUCUGAAACAGGUGCUGGACCUGAUCUCCAGCGACAACCUGAAUGUGCCAUCAGAAGAGGAGGUGUACCGGGCUGUGCUGAGCUGGGUCAAGCAUGACAUUGACGGCCGGCGGCAGCAUGUGCCCAGGCUGAUGAAGUGUGUGAGGCUGCCGCUGCUGACCAGGGACUUCCUGAUGAGCAGUGUGGACACAGAGCUGCUGGUGCGCCACCACUCCGAGUGCAAAGAUCUUCUUAUCGAGGCCCUUAAGUACCACCUGAUGCCAGAGCAGCGAGGCGUCCUGAGUAACAGUCGCACCCGGCCUCGCCGCUGUGAGGGGGCCAGUCCCGUGCUGUUCGCCGUUGGUGGAGGAAGUCUGUUUGCUAUCCAUGGCGACUGUGAGGCGUAUGACACCCGCACAGACCGCUGGCACAUGGUGGCCUCCAUGUCCACGCGGCGGGCGCGUGUGGGCGUGGCAGCCAUCGGGAACAAACUCUACGCGGUCGGGGGUUAUGACGGUACCUCUGAUUUGGCCACUGUGGAGUCAUAUGACCCCGUCACGAAUUCCUGGCAGUCGGAGGUUUCCAUGGGAACGCGCCGCAGCUGUUUGGGCGUGGCUGUCCUCCAUGGCCUGCUCUACGCUGUUGGCGGAUAUGAUGGCGCUUCCUGUUUAAACAGCGCGGAGAGGUUUGACCCCUUGACCGGCACUUGGACCUCUGUCGCUGCCAUGAGCACCAGGAGGCGCUAUGUCCGUGUGGCCAUGCUGGACGGCAACCUCUAUGCAGUUGGUGGAUAUGAUAGCUCCUCACACUUAGCAACGGUGGAGAAGUAUGACCCACAGAGUAACAUUUGGACAUCUAUAGCUAACAUGCUAAGCCGGAGGAGCAGUGCUGGGGUUGCUGUACUGGAGGGCAUGCUCUACGUUGCUGGGGGCAACGAUGGAACCAGCUGUCUCAAUUCAGUGGAGAGGUACAACCCGAAAACCAACACCUGGGAGGGGGUGGCCCCCAUGAACGUCCGCAGGAGCACUCAUGAUCUGGUGGCCAUGGACGGCUGGCUCUAUGCGGUGGGUGGUAACGACGGCAGCUCCAGCCUCAACUCCAUCGAGAAAUAUAAUCCGCGCAGCAACAAGUGGGUGGCGGCCUCCUGCAUGUUCACCCGCCGGAGCAGCGUGGGUGUGGCCGUGCUGGAGCUGCUCAACUUCCCCCCGCCAUCGUCACCCACCCUCUCGGUCUCCUCCACCAGCCUUUGACAAAGACUGUGGCCCCAGCAGGCCUCCGCCCAGCCUUGCUGCUGGUCCAAGCGUCGAAACUGCUCGGUGUAGCCAGCAGGGGGCAGCAGGGAGUGCAGAAACGGGGGCAUGGGGAGGAGGAGGAGGAGGAGAUGGACAGAAGAAGGAGGACUUGGCAGGUACUGCGUGGGUUUGCAGUGUUAGGUCAUUGAGAACCCUGUUCCCGCAUAAAUGCUGGCUCCUUUCGAAGGAUACUUUAGCAUUCCUGACAGGGAGAGGAUUAGGAAAGACAUGUUCCCCUGGGCAAACUGCAUUGUCACUGUCCAGAGCUCCAACAGCCAGUACUGUUUCUUGAUUUUUGCAGUUGAUUUGUGUCACAUGAUUACAUUUACUGUAGGUUGAUUUGGUUGGAAUUUUAAAUUUUUUAUUUUUUUAAAAAAUCUUAGCUUACCGCCCAACUUUAGGAAUGUUGCUAUUGACUUGUAUCUGCCAUGCAUGUCUAGUACAUUUUUUGGUAUACAUAGCAGGCUGCUAAGCUGCAAUGCUGCUUUGCCACAGUAGGUGGCAGUAAUGGUUAGUAAUGUUAUACACUACAGGGAGGUGCUCUAAAUGGAUGCUACAAUGAAUGGAUAAUGUUUCGGAGAGACAGAAGAUUCUUAAAAACAAAUUAGGUAAGAAAUAUGCCACUAAUGCACCACAAAGCAAGGAAGGCCAUAAUAAUUACUGAAAUGUAUAACAUUUAAAGUUUGUUUUCCAAAAGUUAAUCAAUACAAAUGUACUUUAUUAUUAAUAUGAUUUAUAACGUUUGUUUUGUGUUUAUUGUUAUUUUGUACAUCGUGUCAUUGUUGUACUGUACAACGGAUGGAGAAAGAGUAUAUGGUGGAAAUAGCAAAAAACUUCAUAUUUUAAAAGAUGUAUGUAUUUACGUAUGAACCACUACAGCUCUGUUAUUUCAUAAUGAAAAACUACAUUUAAUGGCAUUUGAUAGGAUGUUUAAAAUUGAAAGAAUGGAAGCAAAGCAGGGUGUUGGACCUGAAUUAUAUAAGUUACAUUUAUAUUCCAAUAAUCAUUUUGGAACUGAAGUGACUCAAUAUUAGUCAGAUGGAUGUUAAAUAGAGAGACGACAAAUCUUUCACUAUUGGCAGGCUUUGGCUGUGCGCAUGCUUCUGAAGGUGGGUAAAAUCCACUCUUAUGGUAACUGGUUUUCCUUAGCUGUUAUAGUGUAACAUAAAAAUCCCCUUGGAAAUCAAUGGAGAGUUUCAUUAGUUUUGUAUUGGAGCAAGAGUAAUCAGCAGCAAAUGCAUUUGAAAUAUCAAAAAGUGUCAUGUAGUGGAAAAUACUUGGAGGAAGGUGAAAUGCACAGGCAAUGCAUUAGCAUCUGCACUCUGUACAAAUCAGUUUAGUUAUUUGGUUGAAUUGUAGUGUAAUAUCAUAUGACUGCAAACUUCUGAGAAGUUACAUUUUCCUUUUUUUAAGGAUUUUGCUUAACAGAUACAGCCUGUGGGGGAGCUGGAAGGCUUUAUCGUCUGUUUUACGUUGAAUUCUUUAUCACAGGUUGGUGCACUUUGUUGUCCAUUCUUAUGUUCAAGGCCAUGGGUCAUGCGGUGUUACCAGUUUGGCUUCGUUUUCUGGCAAAUAUUGUAAAUAUCAAAUCUAAAUAUAAGUAUCAGAUGAGACGUUAGCUUGAUGUUAGUGUAAAUGUAUCUUAUCGCGUGUAACUUAUUCCAUCACUGUGUGUUUAUUUAUAUGUAAUUUAUGUCAGCCGUAUUUAUGUGGAAACGGAAUUUUGCACUAUGUUUAAAACAGCAAUACACUCCUGUAAAGAAAAAAAUAAAUAAAGGUCUUUUCCAAGGAGCGUUA
This is a messenger RNA of Brienomyrus brachyistius, 4691 nucleotides long. RefSeq names its product kelch-like family member 17 (gene klhl17). The transcript has 12 exons. The record is from RefSeq and is a predicted model, not a curated record. Gene Ontology annotation, molecular function: protein binding. Lineage: Eukaryota; Metazoa; Chordata; Actinopteri; Osteoglossiformes; Mormyridae. Bases 1020 to 2852 code for a protein of 610 amino acids.